CAUGGCCCCCGCGGGCGUGUCCACGUGGCGUUCCCGCGCCCACGUCAGCACACACCUCGAUCGUCUCGUGCCGAAACAGGGCGUUCCACCGGUCGAGUCUUAGUUCGAGCUAUCUUUCAGUGAGCCUCCGAGAGCGUGCGGCGUCAAGACCACCAGUCCCCCAGACUUCCGCUGGCCCGUCGUGCCAGCAAGCAUGAAGGCCCUUGCCACCGUGCAGACCGCCGCCAUGGUUGCUCGCCGCCGACGUGUGCGCGGGUGCCGUACCCCGCGUGCGGUUCCACUGCUGCUGGCGGUGGCGAGCGCAGCUGUGGCGGCGGUGCAGGGCGGCGGGCCUGCUGCCUUUUGCGGCCUGGGCGCGGCAUGGGGCGGCCGCUGGCAGGUGUCAGAGAGCAGCGGCAGCAGGAGUCUGGUGGCCCGCAGGCAGAGACAGCAGGCGGAGCUGCUGCGCAACAGGUGCGCGGAGAAGGGGUUGCUGCAGAGCGGCAGCGAGAGAGACUUGAUGUUGCGGCUCCAGGUGUGCCCUGGAUCCGUGCGGCGGGCGGCACCGCUGCGGCCACCCACAAGGCAGCCCCCGGCGCCCGCCGCCCCCGCGGCGAGCCCGCCCCCGGCCGCCCCGCGCGCGGAGGGCCCGCGCGGAUGAAAAACGGCGUUGUUGGCUCGGUGUCCAUGCCGACCCAGGGGUCGGUUGCGCCGCAGGCGCACACGACUGCGGGCACCGCUAAGUAUGCGCCGCCGUCAUUUCCUGUCGUCCAGGGGGUGACACCCGACUUCUUCAAGCUUCCCGAGGGCUCCCUGCCGCGGCGCAUCUGGCAGUGCGAGAGCUCCUGGGCAGGAAACCACUACGAGGCCCGGGGAUGGCGCAGCAGCAAGGGGUUCACUUACGUGGCCAACGUCUUGGACGGCAUCACAUACCUUGCUACGUCCAUGGACGAAAGCAUCGACGCUCCUCCGAGAUCCGACUGCAGGGAGGUGUUCGAGCAGGACAUGUCUGCGAGCCAGUACGCCGAACUGGUCGCCACCCUGCUGCAGGUGGAGGAGGACGAGUCCAAGGCACAGCGCUGGCGGCGUGAGCCCAGCAUGGUCAUGCCUCACGGGGGCUACAGCUUCAGUCUCUUCCCGAGGUUCCGCUAUCGUGGCCUGACGACCGAGCCGCUGGACGGUGCUGAAGGCGUGCCCGAGCCGCACGUGGCGGUCACGGUCGUGCACGAGGCGGUGCCUCCAGCGGAGUUCAACUUGGGCCGCCUGCCCGCCACCAGGGAGAUGUGCGACAAGCUCGUGGGCCUGAAAGUCUUCCCCGCCCCCACAGAGAAGGGCGAGACAGGGGAGAGGUGGGAGAUAUGCGAGGUGGAGGAAGGGGACAAGAUCGCGCUGGACGAGGACCUCCGGCAGCAGUUCUUGGGCUACAAGCUCACCGAGAAGAGCCGGGAGUCUUGGCAACGCGCUCCCCCUGGCAUGCUCGUCCUUCCCGUGUCCAGGAACUGCCGCGACGAGGAAGAGUUUCGCCUGACAUACCUCGCUUCGGACCUGCGGCCCGGGGUGUCCGAACGCAACCAGGAGAGGCUGAAGGGGUUGCCGGGCUGGGAGCGGUGGGAGCCUUUUGCCAUCAACAGCCCUGAGGUGCGGCAGAUCUCCUCGCCCCAUGAGCGGCGCAACCGCGUCCUGGAGCAGCUCGAGAGCAUGCAGGCCCAGUUCGGAUGGCUUCAGCCGUUCGGGCAGGUGUCCCAGGCGAAUCCUGGCAACGUGCUGUUCGGGAAGCUCCAGGUCCCCGCCGGCGUCUUCGGCGAGGGUCAGACAGUCAGCCCCCCGUCGGGAACAAAGAUCAUCACGACGCUCCAGAAGAGUGGCCCGUUCCGCCUGGUGGUCGGCCCGGCGGGGCCGCCGCGGCUGCGCGCCAUCCUGAUCGGCAGCCCGAGCCCGAAGGAGCGCCAGCGGGCCAGUGAGAUCCUGGCCCAGGCACGCGAAGCGCUCUCGGACAUGAAACUGGAGACGGAGUACAAAGUUGGCGACGACGAGGUCGUGGAGUGGAGCGACCUCGACUCCCUCUCCGGAGCCCUGGCCAUGGCAGGCGUGGGGCAGAACGACGCUGUGAUACUGUUCGGGUCGGGCUCACUGCAAGCCAGGGAGUCCGCGGUCCGCGAGCGCAUGAAGCAGGAGUGCCUGGACUGGGGGCCCGACGACUCCCGCCACCUGGCCAGCCAGUGGGCUUCCAUCCGCAACUUGGCCGCCUGGGGGAACGACAAUAAGGCCAAAUACUCCCUGAUGAACGUCUGCAUGGGGCUGCUCGCCAAGCUCGGCCACGCGCCCUUCGGCAUCGACGUCUCGGGCUGGCGCUCGGGGCAGGGCGGGCAGCGGGGCAUGGUCGUCGCGGGCUACGAUGUCUGCCACCUGGCCCACAAGGCCGUCCACGUCGCCGUCGGGCAGCGCGUCGAGACCGAGGAUGCAAGCAAAUCCGUGGCGAGCAGGAUCAUUGCCAACGUCAAGCGCAUCGACGGAGAGACUGUGGACGCGGAGAUGCUGCGGAAGAUUGUGCCGCUGGAGGUCGCGAGUGGCAAAGUGGUCUUCGUCCACAGGGAUGGUCGCCUGCCGACCGACGAGGUGGCGAGCUGGCAGAAGUACUACGAGGAAGAGCUGAAGGCCACGGGGGCCACUCUGCUGCUGAUCGAGAUCGUGAAGCUCGUGGGCGGAGUGCCGAGGAUGUACACAAGCAGCCCCAGGGGCGUUCGGAAUGUUGACGAGGGAACCUUCGUGCAGUGGUCGGACAGCAAUGCCUACAUUGCCACGACGUCGGGAAGCCAAUCGGGGUCCGGAACCGUGAACCCGCUCAACAUCCACUUGCGAAUGACAUUGGGCGAGGCGCCAGACGUCGCUCGCAAUGCUUGGAUCCGCAGCAUCUUCGAUCUCAGCUACCUGCAUCACGGCUCCGUCUUCAAGGCGCCGAAAUUGCCGAUGACGACCUACUUCUCCGACCGGUUGGCGUACAUGGUGGCGAAGGGUGACAUCACGUGGGACGAGAAGGUGCUGAAGAGCCUGCGGAUGAUCCGGAUGCUGCGCUUUUCGCGCGCCACCAGGAUGCAGUUCGUCCCCAACGUCAUGAAGUUCGCCGUGCACCGCUUUCGCUCGGACCUCGUUUCGACGAUCUUCAGCCUGGGAAAGAUCGUCCUGCUGCUGGUCUGGAUCAACCACGUGAUCGCGUGCUGCUGGCACUACCAGGGCAGCGAAGACGGCUGGCUCGUGGACCCUGAGAACAACUUCGUGGGGAAGUCCUUGUCGUACCGGUACACUACCUCCUACCACUGGAGCCUCACGCAGUUCGGGGUCGGGGGCAUGGAGGUGCACCCGGUGAACACCGAGGAGCGCGUGUUUAACAUCGUGGUGCUGGUGUUCGCGUUCGUGGUUGCCGUCUACAUCGCCUCCAGCGUCACCACGCACCUGACCCGGGUGGCGGUGGCGACCUCGUCGGACUCGAACAACAUGAGAACGGUCACCGACUUCCUGUACGAGAACAAGAUCUCCCACGGCCUCAUCAUGCGCGUCCAGCGCAACGCGAAGCACGCGCUGCUGGAGCAGAGGAGGAUCCGCCCGAGCAUCGAGCUGCUGACCCUCCUCUCGGAGCCGCUGCGCCUCGAGCUGCACUUCGAGGCGCCGCCUUCUGGGAGGUGCGGCCACGUCGAGCGAAGCACCCCCCCCCCGCCAAGCAUGGGCGGCUGCGUCGGCGCGGCCCCGGGCGGCGGCGUGGAGCCCGCGGGCCCCGCCGCCGCCGGGGCGCCCGGGCAGGGGGUGCUCCUCGGGCAGGGCGGCGGGGCGAAGCCGACCGACGAGAGGCACCGGCAGAUGCUGCUGUCGAUGUCGCAGGCGCCGCUGCUCUACGUGCUCACCGCGAUGUCCAAGAGCCAGGCCGGCGACGUCCUGGAGGCGGGCUGCGUGCGCCUGUGCCAGCUGCAGGCCGACGGCGAGCAGGGCCUCCUCGCGGCGGGCGCGGUGGAGCUCGUGCUGCGCGCCAUGGAGCUGCACGGGGGCGCCCGGUGGCUGUCGCUGCACGAGGCGGCCCUGCGCUUCUUGGCGAACGCGGCCUCCAGCGCGGAGGGCCAGGCCAAGGUGGCUGGGGCCGGCGGCGGCAAGGCCGUGCUGAGGUCCAUGUCCAUCCCUGCCUUCCUGGAGGAGCCGAGGCUGCAGGAGGUGGGGUGCUGCGCUCUGCGCAACCUGGCCCACGCCCACUCCAGCGACGGCCGCAGCGGGCAGGUGGCGUUCCAGAUCGGCGUGGACGAGGGCGUCGAGGUGGUGGUCCAGGCCAUGAGGUCGAACGAGGAGCACCCCAGGGUCCAGGAGCGGGCCUGCGCUGCACUGCGGCUCCUGAUGCGCGACCAGGCCAACCAGGCCCGCGUCGUAGACAGCGAGGGCGUCGAGGCCAUGCUCCGCGCGGUGGCGCAGCACGCCGCGGACCCCGGGGUGGCCCAGGAGGUGUGCAGGGCCCUGGAGCUGCUGGCCACGCGCCACCCCGACAGCGUCGGCUUCCUGGUCGAGGCCCCGGCGUGCCCGAAGAGGUGGAACUUCGGAGCGAAGUGGAUCUUAGCGAGGUCGCAGUUCACCAGGAAAACGACGCAACUCUCGCGCAACACUUGGUACUCCGACACUGUCGGCUUAGACUUCGCGGAGUGGUAA
This is a messenger RNA of Prorocentrum cordatum, 4659 nucleotides long. NCBI's taxonomy places the organism in Eukaryota, Dinophyceae, Prorocentrales, Prorocentraceae. The record is from the annotation of a GenBank genome assembly.